CAGUUGAUUUGGGUGUAUUGUCUGAUUUGGAUGCUGGUUUUUGCCGAACUUUGCUUUGUUUAUCAACGAGCGUUGUGCCGUCUAGACUAUAAAAUCGUGAACGCGCUGGCAGUUUUGUUGAUUUAUUUUCAUCUUUAGUACUCCUACUGCUGCUUUAAGGCUACACCAAACUUUCGUUAAUAAAAAAACACAAAACAAAGAAAAAAAAUGAAACGAGAUAUAUUUGCUUUUAUUUAUUUCGCUGUUGCAGUAUUUCAAGUGACUUAUGCACAAGUCUUGUAUCCAGAACGUUUUCCAGUUGAUAAAGAGAAGUCUAAUUUGGCGGGCCGCAUUCCGCUCUACUCACCAUCACGCUGCAAACAGAAUGAGCUACUUUAUCCAGAUCACGCAGAUGACUGGAUUUGCGAUUGUGCGCCAGCGUCAUUAUAUUAUCCUGAAUCAGAUGCCUGCCAUCCUGCUUUCCGACGUGGCCCUUGCGAAAACGAGCAGAUGCUUGUAUUGGCACCCAAUGCAACUUUACCCCAAUGCAUACAAAAUGCGUGUAAAAUCGAUGGGCAAGUGAAGAUUAACAACGUCUGCUAUGAGAUUGGACAUGCCGCGCCAUGUCAGAAUGCGCAAUUGUCAUAUGUGCUUGGCGUGGAUCCGAAAACAUUAAUGUUGGACUGCAUAAAAUUGUCGGCAUCUGUUAAGUCGCGAGUAGGUUUAGUAGACGAUGAUGAUGCACCGCUAUACGAUCUUAGCAAAGUUGAUUUAUGUGCGCGUGGCUGUAAACGUUCGAUAGAAGGCAUUUGUACGCCGAGCGCUAAAUGAAAAAGGAAUGUUACCAAAGCGUAUCGAGCCUAGAAUUGUAAAUGACAACCCGAAUUUGUGGCCUUCCAAGCAUUUUCCCCACAAUUAACUUAAACAAACAGCCUCUGAAUUCUAAUUUGUAUGUGCAUUUACAAGGACACUUUUUCUCGCUUAAUUUAAGAUUUGUUUUAGAAUAUAUUUACACUGUACAUAAAUUAUGUAAAAUAUACAUACAUGUACAAUCUUUAA
This is a messenger RNA of Anastrepha ludens (Mexican fruit fly), 1038 nucleotides long. RefSeq lists its product as uncharacterized. NCBI's taxonomy places the organism in Eukaryota, Metazoa, Arthropoda, Insecta, Diptera, Tephritidae. The record is from RefSeq and is a predicted model, not a curated record. The transcript has 3 exons. Bases 208 to 810 code for a protein of 200 amino acids.